This is a messenger RNA of Ctenopharyngodon idella (grass carp), 2868 nucleotides long. It is a transcript of the gene nt5dc2, whose product is annotated as 5'-nucleotidase domain containing 2. The record is from RefSeq and is a predicted model, not a curated record. Lineage: Eukaryota; Metazoa; Chordata; Actinopteri; Cypriniformes; Xenocyprididae. Gene Ontology annotation, molecular function: 5'-nucleotidase activity. Bases 114 to 1925 code for a protein of 603 amino acids. The transcript is spliced from 14 exons.
GCGACCGACCAGCUCAUCAAACCUGUAUCAGUUCCUACAGAAGCGAUCUUAAGUUAACACGCGGGGCAAGUACGAAUGCAAGAAGUAAACAACUUCGUUAGUAUAGUUUAGACAUGGCUUGCAAAAAAAUAGGCAAUUUAAGCCAUACAAUGUGGCAAAAAAGUUCUAGUUGCAGAGUUGCGCUCUGCACAGGAUUGAAUAUUCCUGCUUUUGCUUGUGGAAGCUUCGCCUCGCCUGGUUCAACAAUAAACGGGCAAAAAUGCUGCAAAGAUGGACAGAACUGUGGACCGACGAAACAUUUGGCAGCUAAUCAUAACCCCGUUGGAGCUGCAGUCACAUCGCACAGACACCAAAUCGUGGGCAAAAAUAGAGGCGAAGAAUCCCUAACCAAGUCUGGCAGGGCUUUCUCAUCUACGGCCCCGCAGAUUAACAAUAAAACGUACUUGUGGGCGAGAUAUAAUGAGAUGAAACGGCUCGUGCACGAUUUGAUUCCUCCUGGAGUGUGCAAUCUUCUGAAUCCUUCCACUAUCUAUGCCAACAAUGAGGUGAAUCUGGAAGAGGUGGACAUCUACGGCUUUGACUAUGAUUACACGCUAGCUCUCUAUUCCAGCGCGCUGGACGAGAUGAUCUACAACAAGGCGCGAGAGUUUCUCGUUCAGCACUACAAGUACCCUGAGGGAAUCAGUAAGUACGACUACAUUCCCAACUUUGCAACUCGGGGCCUUCACUACGACAUCCAAAAGGGACUUCUCAUGAAAAUUGAUGCCUUCCAUUACAUCCAGUUAGGCACUGUUUAUAGGGGUCUAAAGCCUGUCCCUGAUGAGGAGGUUAUGAAACUUUAUGGAGGUUCAAAUCAUGUUCCGCUCCACCAAGUCAGUGGAUUCUAUGGCAAGGGUCCCAAAAUGAAACAGUUCAUGGAUGUUUUCUCCAUCCCUGAGAUGACUCUUUUGGCAGCUGCGAACGAUUACUUCAUUUCAAACGACAUAGAGUACGACCCUGUGCAUCUCUACAAAGAUGUGUCAGAUGCAAUUGGAAUGGUGCAUAUAAAGGGUUACAUGUACAAAUGGAUCAUGCAAGAUCUUGAGAAAUACAUUCUCAGAGGAGACGAGACAUACGCUGUGUUGCACCGGCUGGCCAGUCAAGGAAAGAAACUUUUCCUUAUUACCAACAGCCCCUUCAGCUUUGUUGAUAAAGGCAUGAGGUACAUGGUUGGAAAGGACUGGAGGGAAUUUUUUGACGUUGUCAUCGUUCAAGCUGACAAGCCUCAUUUUUUUAAUGACUGCGUAAAACCAUUCAGACGUUUGGACAGCAAUGGAGACUUGCAAUGGGAUAGGAUCAAAAGUUUGGAUAAGGGACAGAUCUAUAAGCAGGGAAAUCUUGUAGACUUUCUGAAGCUAACAGGAUGGCGGGGAUCCAAGGUUUUUUAUUUUGGCGAUCAUCUCUAUAGUGACUUGGCGGACCUGAUGCUACGUCAUGGGUGGAGGACGGGCGCGAUCGUGCCCGAACUUGAGAUGGAGACGAAGGUGGUGAACACAGAGCAGUACGCUCAAAGUCUCACGUGGCUGCAGGCACUCACCGGAUUGCUGGAGCGCAUGCAGAUGUAUCGGGAUCCUGAGUCAAAGAAAGUUCUGCAAGAGUGGCUGAAAGAGAGAGAGGAGCUACGGGCAGUCACCAAGAACCUCUUCAACCCUCACUUUGGCAGCAUAUUUCGUACCUGCCACAACCCCACCUACUUUUCCCGCCGCCUGUGCCGUUUCUCAGACCUCUACAUGGCCUCUAUCAGCUGCCUGCUGAACUACGACCUCUCUUACACUUUUUACCCACGCCGAACGCCCCUGCAGCACGAAGCCCCCCUCUGGAUGGACCAACUCUGCACUGGCUGCAUGAAGACGCCCUUCUUGGAGGAGAUGGCCCAUAUUCGUUAAAGCCACCAAAGGUUUAAUGUACAAAUAUGAACUGAGUGGAAUGAGGGGUGUGUGUGUCUCUAUAGCAUUGGAGACGUGGCACUUUUUGCGCAAACGCCACAUGCAACAGGGCCAUCUGCUGGAUGUUGGGUUACAUUGCAUCUCAGUGUUCUCAAGCCUUAGACAAUGAAAGACAAAGGCUUGUUGAUUAAUUUCUUCUUAUGUUCUUACCUCUAACUUUUUUACAUUUGAUGCCAUUGCAUUACGUAUUACUAAACAUAGUUAAAUGUUAUGUGGUUUACAGUUCUCUCUCUUUUUUUUUUUUUUUUUUUUUUUUUUUUGGUUUUGUAGAUUAAUCCUGUGCGUCAUGAGUUUUGUAGUUGCAACAGAGUGAUGUUUGUAUUAACAUGAAUCAUGAUAACACGAAGGAUGAAAUAUAUUCUACUUGUGGUAGCCAGACCUUUUUACUCUGGUAGGCCAAAGUAUUGAGCCGCUGGCCAAAAAUGCACAAUAUAAGUUACAAUUACAGUAGGUCUGAUUAAAUGUAUGAUUAGGUCAAAUAGCUUCAUAGAUUUGGUGUUGUAAUGUUACUUACCUUCCCCACACUACAGUAAUAAUGUAGCCUAGACUCAAAGUUUAGACAUGCAGAAAUAAUGACAGCCUCCACAGCUUUUUAUUGCUAGAGAAAUGAUCUUGUUUUUUUUUUUAAAUUGACAGCUGUAUUUACACACAAGGAAGCUCCUGGAGGGCCAAACCAAAUGCUGUUGUUAUUUUUGACCUUGCAGGCCUUUGCUGUUUGUAGCUUUGGACUAAGCCUCUGUACAAUCGGAGCGUUGUUUGCUUACAGUUAAAUCUGUGAAUAGCUAUGCUGCUAAAUUCAGUUUUCCAGGAACAAGAAAGAUGUCAUCUUUUUGUAUGUACUUGCUCUACAAUUUAUAAAAUCAAAUAAAAGGCUUUGUAUUAA